UUCAGUUUCAGUAACUUCAAUUUUAUUCUCAGAGCGACAAAUUCAAACUUGAAACUGAGAUUGAAUCUCAAAAUUAUUUUUGACGAAUUAAGAACUCCUACUUCCUAGUUCUGAGUUCAUAACUUGUUAAUUUUGUUUGUUCAUAUAUUUAUUAAAUUUAGAGUCUUCUAAAGUCUGUAAAACAUAUUUUUUUUAUAUAUUUGUAUCGAAUACUCUGCUAUAUAAAAUAAUGAUAUUUAUUCCUUAACUUAGCCAGUUAGCUAGUUAACUUAUAGUUAUAACAGUAGGUAUUUACUUAAAAAUGCCCCCCAAAAUCAUUUUGCUUUUCAGUGGUAAGAGAAAGUGUGGAAAAGAUUUUAUUACCGACCAACUAAAAGAAAGAUUAGGAGAUAAUUGUGAAAUCAUAAAAAUAUCAAUGCCAAUAAAGAGUUAUUGGGCGAAAGAAAUGAAUUUAAAUUUGAAUGAUUUACUGAGUGAUAAUUCAUACAAAGAACAAUAUAGACUUGAUAUGAUAAACUGGAGUGAAAAGAAAAGGAAUGAAAAUUAUGGCUGCUUUUGUGAAGCUGCAUGUGAAGAAGCUACAGUUAAACCAAUUUGGAUAGUGAGUGAUAUUCGCCGCAAGACAGAUAUUAAGUGGUUCCAGGAAACAUUUGGAAAACUCAUUAGAACAAUUCGACUUGAAGCUGAUGACAACACGAGAGAGGAAAGAGGUUUUAAGUUUAAAGUUGGUGUAGACGAUGCUGACUCUGAGUGUGGCUUAGACAAUUAUGAAGAUUGGGAUUUAGUUAUUAACAAUGGAAAGGGAAGGAAAUCAGUAAAUGAGCAAAUUGAAAUGAUUUUGCGAUUAAUAGACUCUUGUUAGAAGGUGUUUCUAUAAGCUGAAAAUUGUUGAGGUUAUUAUUAACAGAGCUUUAUAUUUUUAUAUGAAUAAGUUAUUUAACUAUAAUAUAUUUACUCUAAUGAGGAUAACAUAUCUUAUGACUAUAUGUACAAUACUAUGAUUACAUUAAAUUAAAACUAUUAUUAUUUAUUUAUAUUUUAACAUGCAAAAUUGAGUCCAGAAAGAAUUAACAAAUUUUUUUGCUUGCUUGUAUCUUCCGCUAUUAGAUAAAAAGAUAGUGAUAAGAUAAAAAAUAUAGUGGUUUCAUAAAAUUAGAUACAUAUACUUAAUCCACAUAUUUUUUUAUAACAUAAAUAUUUUGGCAUUUUGUAAGUCAUAUCACGGUUGUAAGCCAUGCAAUUGUUAAGCAAUCUUGGGAAGACAAAACUAUUGAGUGCCACGCCUCACGCCGCCGAGACUGGUCACUGUCCGAGUUAAAUUAGCUGUGCCGCUCUGUCCGCUUUGUCAAUCUUUCUUAUAUGUACCAACCCUAGCGCUUCGCUCAGACGUAGGUAUACAUUUAAAGGAGACCGCAGAGUUACGCCACUGUUCUAUUAUUUGUACUGUGAUAUUACUAACUAACCAUUAGACAAUUGAAUAAAGCUGUAUUUGAUGACUCUUUCUUCCGACUCCACAAAUUGAUCAAUACUUGAGGUUAGCUGAAAAGCUUAGCAAAGUUCUGUACAGCCUGUACUAUUUCUUAAGAAUUUAUCAUCAACGAAUACAAAAUAACCAUUGAAGGCCGACCAGUAGAUAAAGAGAUUUGUAUUUUCAAAAAACAAAAAAUAAGCAUCUGUAUAUUAUUUAAUAAUAAUUUGCUCUCUAGUCGUUCCCUCAUGACUGAGGAUCGUUGUCAUCAACAAGUGGUCCACACUUGGAGUGAACUAUUUGUUUCCAUCGCGGCCCUGACGACGGAGCUAAACCUCGGGGACCUGGAGUCUUAUUUGGACGGUCCAUCUGGUAGGAGAUCGGCCUCGGGCUCGCUUGCCAUUUGUGUUCCCAACUACGAUCAAUUUCUCCAGGCUCUCGUUACCUCUUCGCAUUAUGUGUCCAAAAUACGAAAGAAUUCGUUGGUAGCAUAUCGUGGACACACGGGUUUUUAUCUUGAGCUGUGAGAGGAUCGACACAUUUGUUCGCUCGGCCGUAAAAGUUAUCCCAAGAUAAACAGAUUUGUAUUUUCAAACAAACAAAAAAUAAGCAGCUAUAUAAUAUUAUUUAAUAAAAAUGAAUUCAUUUAACCAGUAUGUUUAUAUAACACCAUUAAUGAUCAUAAUAUUUUAAAUCCGCAUUGUGUUCUCAGAUAAUUAUGAUAAUAUUAAUGUUUAUUUUAAUUAUCGUUUGUCUUAAUACAAGGACUUUUUUUAUGUUGUUUUCUGUUGUUGUUACGUAACUUGAAAUAGCCUGAGUCGAAUGUGUUUGUUUUGGUGGUAAGAAUAAGUGCCAAAUAGUCUACAACAAUUGAAUUGUGGCGUACCAGAAAAUAUCUUUAUGAAAAAUACGGAUUUUGAAUCUGCAUGGAGAUCAAACUUAAUUUAUCAUCAUUAUUGAUGACUUUGGUAGAGAUGAACUAGUUAUUUCUAUGUUCUUUAAAUGAAAAUCUCUUAGAUCAUUUAUACAUUUAGAUAUGACACCUGUGAAUAUGUCAAAAAAAUUGAGGCUGACAAUUAACCUCAUUUUGAUCAAUGCACGCACACUAAUACAAGGUGACAUACAAAUCGUGAGUGUAAGAAGUAGUUUGUCACACACACACUAAAGUAAUAAACCUGGCCUGUGUUCAUCAAUUGUCUAGCAGUUGGUGCUGCUAAGGAAAAUAUAAAUCUCUUUGUGAUAUUUCAUACUUAAAUAAUGUGUGUGCCAAAAAAUUUAAUGCAUAUAAUGGUUUAAAGACUGCAGUAUUUCAGCUGCAGCUGAGAUUUGCUAUGAUGUGUAGAAACAAUAAAGGGAAUGUGAGAGGGAGCUUGCUCCCUCUUAGACCUUGCUUCAACACACACUUUCCUGCAUUCUCAACAGAUGAUGGAAACAGAAGAAGUAAAAGAUAUUUCUCAGGAUAUAAUCCUAUCUUUCCAAACUAUCUAUUAAUGCUAAAUUGUUUUCGUGAAUAGCUGUGUAUGGAUACGUUAAAAGCCAACGAGACCAGAUAAAAAAUUUAAAUAACUUGACUUUUACUGGUCAAACUAUGACAAUGACAGAUAGUGACAGAUACCAUAGUGACAGCUGCGAAAAUAGAAUCCAUUUAUUUGUAGCAUAGAUAAUAUUUUGUCGCCAUUUUGUGAAUUCAAGCGUAGUACGUUUUGAAAUGAGAUCGUACUUCGUAGUUUAGUUUUGAGCUGGUCAAUUUCGUCAAUACAAUUUAUGAUAUAUAUAUGAUUGAAUAUGAUUCUUCCGUAAAGGCGCUCAGUUAACCUCGCUUCCGACAGGAAGAUAAGUAGAUUUAUUAUUUGAUAAAAUUUUUCCUUAAUUAUUAACACUAAAAUAUUAUUGAAUAAAUUAUCUAUACUAAUAUUAUAAAGCUGCAGUGUUUGUUUGUUUGUUUAUUUGAACGCGCUAAUCUCUGGUACUAUUGGUCCGAUUUGAAUGAUUCUUUCAGUGUUGGGUAGUCCAUUUAUCGAGGAAGGCUAUAGGCUAUGUUUUUUUUUUUCAAAAUUAGGGAUCCGUAAUAAAAUUGCUAUUUUGUAACACAAGGUGUAAAAUCGGAAACCUAUUUUUGCGUGCGCUGCAAAAACUAUUGACAAUAGAACAAAAUGAUGUACAGGCUAUAAUAUAGGCAAUAUUUUAUUACCUAUAAAACUAUCGCGUGAAUUAUACUUUAUAUGGCAAAACAACGUUUGCCGGGUCAGCUAUAUUGUAUAUGCGGCUUUAUCUUGGUGGGGGAUAUAGGCUUUUGUUAACGGAAGGGGCGUAAUAUUUUGGCAUUUAAUCAAAACGAUUUGAAACCCGCAUUCGACAGCUUGUUAUUUUACUAGGUAGGUAUACAAUAUUUAAUUGUACUAUUACAUAUUCUUUGACAAUAUUAUAAUAGGUAUAUAUAGGCGAUCGCGAAUGUUAAACAUUAGCGCAUCGAUGCCAAUUUCAAUUAUAUUCUUCAAUUGUCUUUUUAUAAUGAUUUUAGAUAUUGUUUUUUAUAAAAAUCAUGGACGAGACGUGCAGGACGUUCAGGUGAUGGUAAUUGAUACGCCCUGCCCAUUACAAUGCAGUCCCGCUCAGGAUUAUUGAAAAACCCAAAAAUUCUGUGAGGCACUACAACUGCAAUCGUCACCUUGAGACAUAAGAUGUCAAGUCUUAUUUGCCCAGUAAUUUCACUAGCUACGACGCCCUUCAGACGGAAACACAGUAAUGAUUAUAUUAAUCAAUUAUUAUCAGAUAUAACUUAGGUAUCUAAAUUUGGUGGUCAGCUUAGAUAAAAGGAAUAAAAAAAGAUGUAGAAUAUGGCUGGCUUUCGCUCGUCCUCAUUCUUUCUAUAUGGGCAAGGCCUAAAAAUACGUCUUAUUAUAAAUCUUUUAUUAGAAGUAAGUUCUACAAUAGUAUUUUAUAACCUUACUUAAGUUCUGUGGAUUUUGUGUUGUAUUAAAUAAAUAAAAAUAAUCCUAGCGGUUAGUGGGGUAGCGGGAAUUAUAUUGUUCUUAUUAAAGCUCUCAAACUUUGGAUGUUUUUUAUUCUUGAAGGAUUUACGUGUAGUUAUAAUAAGUAUUUAUUUAUAUGAAUGGAAUAAAAUUAUUAUUUUUAUA
This is a messenger RNA of Leptidea sinapis, 4605 nucleotides long. It is a transcript of the gene Mpk, whose product is annotated as phosphomevalonate kinase. Gene Ontology annotation, biological process: isopentenyl diphosphate biosynthetic process, mevalonate pathway; cholesterol biosynthetic process. Bases 302 to 862 code for a protein of 186 amino acids. Gene Ontology annotation, molecular function: phosphomevalonate kinase activity. Gene Ontology annotation, cellular component: cytoplasm. The record is from RefSeq and is a predicted model, not a curated record. NCBI's taxonomy places the organism in Eukaryota, Metazoa, Arthropoda, Insecta, Lepidoptera, Pieridae. The transcript has 3 exons.